AUGGCUUGCGUUUGUAGCAACACCAUGAAGAAGGUGGCCCAUGUCAUCAUCGAAGAGUACUAUACAUGCCUAGGCAAUGAUUUCCACACCAACAAGUGUGUAUGCAAGAAGAUCGCCAUAAUCCCCAGCAUGAAACCCUGCAACAAGAUAGCGGGCUAUGUCACACAUCUGAUUAAGCAGAUUCAGAGAGACCCUGAGAGAGUUAUUUCUAUUAUGCUGCAAGAAGAGGAGAGAGAAAGGAGAGAUCAUUAUGUUCCUGAAGUCUUAGACCUAGAUCAGGAGAUCACUGAAGUUGAUCCUGACGCUAAGGAAAUGCUGACGCUCUUGGACUCUGGUAGUCUGUCCCAUCUUCAAAUCAAGGUUGGGAUGAAUUUCAAAACAUUACACAGAGCCAUUUGA
Messenger RNA from Pteropus alecto (black flying fox), 399 nucleotides. Its product is annotated as 40S ribosomal protein S17. Gene Ontology annotation, molecular function: structural constituent of ribosome. The record is from RefSeq and is a predicted model, not a curated record. Gene Ontology annotation, cellular component: ribosome. Bases 1 to 399 code for a protein of 132 amino acids. The transcript has a single exon. Gene Ontology annotation, biological process: translation. Lineage: Eukaryota; Metazoa; Chordata; Mammalia; Chiroptera; Pteropodidae.